Corvus hawaiiensis (hawaiian crow) is the source of this 3507-nucleotide messenger RNA. Its product is annotated as N-acetylated-alpha-linked acidic dipeptidase 2-like. Gene Ontology annotation, molecular function: carboxypeptidase activity. The coding region runs from base 45 to 2390 and encodes 781 amino acids. The transcript has 20 exons. Lineage: Eukaryota; Metazoa; Chordata; Aves; Passeriformes; Corvidae. The record is from RefSeq and is a predicted model, not a curated record.
GCCAGCCCUCAGAGCCUGCCAAGCUGCCGGCCGGUGCUGACCGUAUGGCCAGGAGCAGGAGCAAGGCCGCCCUCCGUGCGUGGCUCGUGUGCCCUGGGCUGCUCGGCUGUUUCUUGCUGGGCUUUCUUACAGGAUGGUUUACAAAACUGACGGAGAAAAACCCCAACUCUUCAGAUGUCCGUCAAAAUGUGAGACAGAAACUUGUGGCUGAAAUGAAAGCAGAGAACAUCAGGAAAUUUCUUCGCUCAUUUACCAAGUUGCCUCACCUCGCAGGAACUGAAGAGAAUCUUCUUCUUGCCAAAAAAAUUCAAGGCCAGUGGAAGGAAUUUGGACUGGAUUCAGCAGAACUUGUUAAUUAUGAUGUGCUUCUUUCAUACCCAAAUGAAAAGCAGCCAAACUACAUUUCAGUAAUUGAUGAUCAAGGGAAUGAGGUUUUCAAUACAUCAUUGUUUGAACCACCUCCACAGGGGUAUGAAAAUGUUACUGAUAUACUACCACCAUAUAAUGCUUUUUCAGCACAAGGAGUGCCAGAGGCAGAUCUGGUGUACGUGAAUUAUGGUCGUACAGAAGAUUUUUUUAAGCUGGAGCGUGAAAUGGGAAUUAACUGUACAGGAAAGAUUGUCAUUGCCAGAUAUGGGAAGAUCUUCAGAGGAAACAAAGUUAAAAAUGCCAUAUUAGCAGGAGCCCAAGGGAUCAUACUUUAUUCAGACCCUGCUGACUACUGCGCACCUGGAGUAGAUCCUUAUCCAAAUGGCUGGAACCUUCCAGGUGGAGGAGCCCAGCGUGGGAAUGUUUUAAACCUGAAUGGGGCUGGGGACCCUCUAACACCAGGUUAUCCUGCAAAAGAGUACACUUUCAGAUAUAAAUUUAACGAAGGUGUAGGGAUUCCCAAAAUCCCGGUUCAUCCCAUUGGAUAUCAUGAUGCAGAAGUAUUACUGCGUGCAAUGGGAGGACCUGCAGCACCAGAUAGCAGCUGGAAGGGAAGUCUCAAUGUGUCUUAUAACAUAGGGCCAGGAUUCACAGGCAACUCUUCUACAAGAAAAGUCAGAAUGCAUGUUCAUACAAGCAAUAAAAUAACACGAGUUUACAAUGUCAUUGGCAUCCUCAGAGGAGCUCUGGAACCAGACAGAUAUAUUAUUUUAGGUGGUCAUAGAGACUCUUGGGUGUUUGGUGGCAUUGAUCCAACGACUGGUGCCGCUGUUCUGCAAGAAAUUGUACGGAGUUUUGGUAAAAUGAAGAUGGAAGGUUGGAGACCUAGGCGAACUAUUAUUUUUGCCAGCUGGGAUGCAGAAGAAUUUGGAUUAUUGGGUUCUACAGAGUGGGCUGAGGAAAACGCCAAAGUCCUUCAGGAACGGGCAGUCGCUUACAUCAACACAGAUUCUUCUAUAGAAGGUAACUACACAUUAAGAGUUGACUGUACCCCUCUUCUCAACAAACUGGUGUAUAAUCUGACAAAAGAGAUUUUAAGCCCUGAUGAGGGUUAUGAAAAUAAGUCUCUUUAUGAGAGCUGGCUUGAGAAAGAUCCCACGACUGAAAAUAAUACCUAUCCCAGAAUAAAUAAACUGGGGUCGGGCAGUGAUUUUGAAGCUUACUUCCAGCGACUGGGAAUUGCAUCAGGCAGAGCUCGUUACACCAAGAACAGGAAAGCAGACAAAUUCAGCAACUAUCCUGUUUAUCACACUGUUUAUGAGACAUUUGAGCUAGUGGAAAAAUUUUACGACCCCACCUUCAAGAAACAGUUAACAAUUGCCCAGCUACGAGGCAAACUGGUUUAUGAACUGGCAGAUUCCCAGGUCAUUCCAUUUGACUGUAGAGACUAUGGAGAAGCCUUAAAAGGAUAUAGCAACAGAAUUUAUAAAUUGGCCAAGAAGCAUGAAGAACAGCUGAAACUUUACAAAGUAUCAUUUGAUCCUCUUUUUUCUGCUGUGGUGAACUUCUCAAAGGCUGCUGCUGAAUUUCACAGGAGACUUGAACAAGUUGACAAGAAAGACACACUUCAAGGAGAGGAUGAUGCUUCAGAGUAUCUGAGAUGCUUUCAAGCUUUCAAGCCUAAGGGCCCUGCAGGACUACUGUGCCCUCUGAGUGCAGUGACUGGAGGCCACAUAUGUUCACUUGCAGUGCGCAUCAUAAACGAUCAGCUGAUGUUGAUAGAAAGAGCUUUCACUGAUCCUCUGGGCUUGCCAGGAAGGAAGUUUUACAGACAUGUUAUCUUUGCUCCAAGCAGCCACAACAAAUAUGCAGGAGAAUCCUUCCCAGGAAUCUAUGAUGCCAUGUUUGAUAUCGAAAGCAAAGCUGAUCAACAUGAAGCCUGGGAAGAAGUGAAGAGGCAGAUUUCCAUUGCAGCCUUCACUGUGCAGGCAGCAGCAGGAACACUGAAGGAAGUGGCAUAAGAUGACGGCUUUGAAAACUCCCACAGCAGAGUCUGGCAUGCAGAGUUAUCAGGCUACUGCAGUGGUCCUGUCUCCCUGAGUGCCUGCUCCACCUGAGUCUCCAGCAUCCCAAACUGCAUGGCAGGUGAGCAGAGCUCUGUGUGUCAGAGAACUCCUGAGCUAGGAAUUGCUGCCUCUCUGGUACUGACAGAACUGUAGCUUUAUGAACAGCCCUGGAUGGAAGCAAAUCUGGAUGUGGGGAGAAGUGGGAAGCAGGGGAAGCAGGAACAAUAAUUUUCUGCUUAAAAUUUUCUGAGAGAUCUGCCAACUUUGAGGACCCAAUAUUUUGGAUGUACAGUUGCAAAAACCAUUAUUUGCCAAGCUACCUGCAAAUUUUGUCCAUAGCAGUGUUCAACAGCACACAUUUUGACAGAAAAAAUGUAGCACUCGGCCUGUCCAUUUGUCUUGUUCUGAUAAUUACUUUUAUAAUAUUAGACACCAAAGGCAUCUCUGCAUUUCAGAAUCUGUUCUGCAAGACUGGUGAAUGCUUUUUACACUGAUUAGCUUUCUUUUCCUUUAAAAAAAAAAAAAAGUGACCCUCCUACUGAUUCCCAAAGCAAUACUGGUCAUUCUUGAUAAUCAGGGAAAACAGCUGCUUAUAUGGAGAAAUACAGAAGCAUGUUCUCAGUGGAGUGCAUGUCCAUCCCUCUGAAAGUCACUAUGCAUCUCCCUCCUUUAUCUGCACUUUGGAAAAUAAAGAUUUUGGGGGGUAACCAAAAGCUGACCUCCCUGCUCUUUUUGGCACUUUCUCUUGUUCCAAACCCAUGGCAGCUUUUGUUCCUAUUUUUGUCUGGGCAAUCUCUUUCAUAUUUUUUCCAUCUGAAGGAGCUCGAGGACAUUGUUACUAUUGACAUGGGGCUUGAGAUAAUUCUGUCUUCAACUAAGACCUGAAGAAGGUUUCCCAGCAGGAGCUGAUUUUGCUUUCAAAAAGGAACUGAAAUGCAUGGGAAGGCCAGUUGUACAAAACCAUUUAAUUUGUAUAAAACGGAAAAAAAUAAAUUCUUGCUUCAUUUGACCUUUAGAUGUAAUUCUCAUUUACAUGCUUUAAAAUGAAUAAAAUUGCUAGAAUUUUACUGAA